GCAUGUAAUAUACAUAUAUAUAUAUAAUAUAAAUUUGUUUUAUAUUUAUAUUGGCUAGCUGUUGCACAUAUUAUAAUCGCUCAUUGAAAUUUAAAAAAAGAUCUCUCAGAUAUAUAUUUCAUAAUUUCUAGUUUGACCUUUUUUCAGUAAUGUGACACAGUAAUAUUACACAUUUUUUUAUAUCAAGACUUUGUAAAUUAACAAAACCAAAUAUUGAUAUGUUCUCAAUUGUAAGAAAGGUUAAAAUCAAAUAAUUAUCAAUCAAAUAUAUUUCCUUAUUUCCAAAGAAUAAAGGACUGCAAAUUUCUUAACCACUAACAUUACUAUUUACGAUUAAAAUUAUAAUGUCUGUAAUUGCAAUGGUAAUAAUUUACUGAUUAGGUUAUGUUUAUUUCGAAACAAAAAGUCUUAAUUUAGCGCUGUUGUCAAAUUUAUUCUCAUCAUCACCAUCGUUUGCACUUGACAUAUAAUACACAAAAAAUAAUUUUAGUGCAGUGUGGCUUUGACAAUUGUGCAACAAAAUUAACACACGGAAACAGUGUGAUUUUUGACAAAUAUCAGUGAAAAGUAGUAGUAUAGUUACAUAUUGUUUAAUAUCAAAUUUUAGUGGAAAUUUUUAUUGAGGAUAACAUAAUAAUUAUUUUUAAGGCGUAAGAUUGAACAUUCCAACAUAUUUUUUAAUUAAAAAUGCCAGAAUUACCACGAAUUACAAGAUCUUUGCGUAUGUUUACAAACCUUGGACGUAUUAAAAGUACAAGGGAACUACAACCAAAUGAUUUAUUUAAAAAAGAAGAAGAAUAUAAAAAAUUGAAAAGUGAGUUUAACUGGCAAGAUUUAUGCAGACAUGUACCCAAAGAUGCUUUACAUCAUGUUAAUAAACUACGUCAAAUUGCUGUAGAAACGUUUGGAGAAUGUUCUUAUGAACUCAUAGAUGAAUUUUUAUUGUUUACUCUACAAUUACUAAUCAAUGACAAGUUGUUAACUAAUGAAAAAUUCGCAAUUUUAAAAAGGAAAGCUGCAAAUUUAACAUUUCAAGAUGCUCAGAAUAUGAUGGAGAUAAUUAGAAUAAUUCGAGGAAGAUUAAAAGAAAGUAUUUUAGUACUCAUAGGAAAUAGAGAAACAGAUGCUGAUAAUAUUGAAAUAUCAGAAAGUAAGUUGUUUGGCUCAAAAAUUGAAUAUAAACCUGCAAGAGUAUUGUGGCCAGAUACUGAAACACUUCGCAGUAUGUCUUUAGAAAAUAUUAUUCAAAGUACUGACAAUUUUUCGAUGAAAUAUAGAAAUGAAGAUACAAAUCUGUCUAAAACUAAAUUUGAUAAGGCAAUAUAUAAACAAAAUUUAGAGUCAUAUGCAAAGUAUUUUACAGACAUGACUUUGGAAGAAUUUGAAGAGUUUAUUAUAAUUAGUAAAUUAAAAAAUGAAAAUUCAGAAGAUGAAUUACUUGAUCUUUUAGGUUGUGAAUCUAUAGAGUUUAUACAAUACAUUAUUGAACAUCGAAAAAGUAUUAUAGCUUUGAGUUCUGAUUCAAAAGUACAAAAAAAGUGUAAUGCCCAAAGACCUGUGAUCAGUGGACAAGUGACUGUACAGUCUGAGAAAGAAAAACAGCUACUGAAACAAGUACGAAAGAAAGAAAAGAAAUUAAAUAAGAUAUCAAAUAAACGAGAAAAAAGAGGAGAAUCUGAAGAAAAUAGUUUUGAAUCAUUAGAAUUAUCCUUAAAAAAGAAUGAAGCAUUAAUAGAAAUGCAUACACCCAUAUUUGAAAAAAAUGUUACAGACAGAAAUAUGCGAGAAAAUAUUCCCUUUGUAUUUGACUCCAAUAUAUCUAGUAGAACAACAGCUGGUUAUGUAUCGAAACAACAAAUAAUGUUACCACAGAAUGCAGUAAAAAAAGAUACAGAAAUGUUUGAGGAAGUUUCUAUACCUCCUCCAGAGUCUCAACUAAUUGAUGUAAAUUACAAACCUGUUAUGAUAGAUUCCUUAGAUGAUACUGGACAAAUGGCUUUUAGUGGUAUUAAAUCAUUAAAUAUAAUACAAAGUAUAGUAUUUGAUGCGGCAUAUCAUACUAAUGAGAAUUUAUUAAUUUCUGCUCCAACGGGUGCUGGAAAGACCAAUGUUGCUAUGUUAACUAUAGUACAUCAAAUAAAGCAACAUAUUGAACAUGGUCAAUUAAUGAAAAAUCAAUUUAAAAUAAUUUAUGUAACCCCAAUGAAAGCUUUAGCAGCUGAAAUGACAGCAAAUUUUAGUAAAAAACUUCAAUGUCUUGGUAUAUCCGUUCGUGAAUUAACUGGAGAUAUGCAAUUGACCAAAUCAGAAAUUCAACAAACACAAAUGAUCGUUACUACGCCAGAAAAAUGGGACGUUGUUACUAGAAAAGGUACUGGAGAUAUAUCUCUUACUAGUAUUGUAAAAUUAUUAAUUAUCGAUGAAGUGCAUUUGUUACAUGGUGAUAGAGGGCCUGUAGUUGAAGCAUUAGUUGCUCGAACAUUAAGACAAGUAGAAUCUUCACAAAGCAUGAUAAGAAUUGUUGGACUUUCUGCAACUUUACCAAAUUAUCUAGAUGUUGCAAGAUUUUUAAGAGUGAAUCCACAUGUAGGACUCUUUUAUUUUGAUCAUCGAUUUCGACCAGUACCCCUUAGUCAAACAUUUAUUGGUGUAAAAGCUACAUCACCGUUGCAGGAAAUAAAUUACAUGGAUCAAGUAUGUUACAACAAUGUUAUAGAUAUGGUGUCUAAAGGACAUCAAGUAAUGGUAUUUGUACAUGCACGAAAUGCUACUGUUAAAGUGGCACAAACAUUAAAAGAAUUAGCGAUGAAAGAUGGUACACUUAAAUUAUUUAUACCUGAAGGUCAAGCAAAAUUUACAAAUAAAGCGUUUGCUAAAUCACGCAACAGGUAUCUAAUUGAAUUAUUUAGCAGCGGAUUAUCGGUACAUCACGCUGGUUUAUUGCGUUCAGAAAGAAAUUUGGUUGAAAAGUAUUUUGCAGAAGGUUUAAUUAAGGUAUUAGUAUGCACGUCAACAUUAGCUUGGGGUGUAAAUUUACCUGCACAUGCAGUUAUUAUAAGAGGAACAGAAAUAUAUGAUGCAAAACAUGGUUCGUAUAUCGAUUUAGAUAUAUUAGAUGUUUUACAAAUCUUUGGUCGUGCUGGUAGACCACAAUUUGAUGUAUCUGGUCACGCUACUAUUAUUACUUCUCAUAAUAAAUUAUAUCACUAUUUAUCGUUAUUAACAAACCAAAUACCUAUUGAGAGUAGUUUUAUUAAAUAUUUGGCUGAUAAUUUGAAUGCUGAAAUUGCAUUAGGUACAAUAUCUAAUGUAGAAGAAGCUAUAAAAUGGCUAAGUUAUACUUAUUUAUUUGUUCGAAUGAAGUUAAACUACCAUGUUUAUGGAAUUCUUCCUCAAGUUAUUAUAGAUGAUCCAAAUCUAGAACAAAAAAGGAAAGAGUUAAUCGAUGUAGCAGCUAAAGCGUUAGAUGAAGCUAAAAUGAUUCGAUAUAAUAUAAGUACAGGAGAUUUGAGUACGACAAAUCUAGGACGUAUUGCAAGUCACUUUUAUCUUAAAUAUGACACUAUUGAAAUUUUUAAUAGACUUACAAAACCAAUUAUGAGUGAAGCAGAAAUACUUGCUAUGAUAUCUCAAUCUCAAGAAUUUGGACAAUUGAAAGUACGAGAGGAUGAAAUGAACGAAUUGGAAGAGUUGAUUCAACAAUAUUGUGAACUUAACGUUCAAGGUGGUGUAGAAAAUAUACAUGGCAAAGUGAAUAUUCUAUUGCAAACGUACUUAUCACAUGGUCGAGUUAAUUCAUUUUCAUUGAUAUCGGAUCAAGCAUAUAUUGUGCAAAAUGCAGGACGCAUAUGUCGAGCAUUGUUUAAUAUUAUGCUAGGACAAAAUCGUGCAACGAUGGCUGGUCGUUUAUUAGAAAUGGCAAAGGUAAUUGAAGUGCAACAAUGGAGUUUUAAAAAUCCUCUGUGUCAGUUUCAUUAUUUAUCUCCAGAAAUUAUUAAUAAAAUAGAAGAAAAUGAUUUGACAAUUGAUAGAUUAAAUAAUAUGAACGUUAAAGAAAUUGGAGAUAUUUUGUAUAAUCAGAAAGUAGCAGUAUUGGUGAAGAAAUGUUGUGAAGAAUUACCUGCAUUAGAAAUGGAAUCAAAUUUACAACCUAUUACUCGCACAGUUUUAAGAAUACGUUUAAAAAUAUAUCCACAAUUUCGAUGGAAUGACAGUGUUCAUGGUAAAACUUCAGAACCAUUUUGGAUAUGGAUAGAAGAUCCAGACAGUGAUUUUAUUUAUCAUCAUGAAUGCUUUAAUAUGACAAGAAAGAUGGUUUGCAAUAAACUUGAACAAGAGCUUGUGAUGACUAUACCAUUACAGGAACCAUUACCUUCUCAAUAUAUAGUAAGGGCAACAAGUGAUCGCUGGUUAGGUUGUCAAAAUAUGCUACCUCUAACAUUUCAUGAUUUAAUUUUACCUGAAAUAUAUCCACCACAUACUAAUUUGUUAGAGUUACAACCAUUACCUGUAAAAGCAUUAAAAGAUCCACUAUUUGAAAAGCUUUAUAAAUUCUCUCAUUUUAAUCCAAUACAAACACAAAUUUUUCAUUGUUUAUAUCAUACAGACAAUAAUGUCCUGUUAGGAGCUCCAACUGGUUCGGGGAAAACAAUUGCUGCAGAAAUUGCUAUAUUUAGAGUAUUUAAGCAAUAUCCAAUGCAAAAGAUUGUAUACAUUGCACCAUUAAAAGCUUUAGUUAGAGAACGAAUAAAGGAUUGGAAAGUUAGACUUGAAGAACAACUAGGAAGACAAGUGGUAGAACUAACUGGAGAUGUAUCACCAGAUAUUAAAGUUAUAGCAAGUGCGAGCGUUAUCGUAACUACACCAGAAAAGUGGGAUGGUAUUAGUAGAAGUUGGCAAACAAGAGCUUAUGUCAAGGAUGUUGCUCUUAUUAUUAUAGACGAAAUUCACUUAUUAGGAGAAGAUCGUGGCCCUGUAUUGGAAGUUAUUAUUUCAAGAACUAAUUUUAUCUCUAGCCACACUUCAAAAAAAUUAAGAGUUAUUGGACUUUCUACAGCAUUAGCUAAUGCAGUGGAUUUAGCUAAUUGGCUUGGUAUCAAAGAAAUGGGCCUUUACAAUUUUCGUCCGUCUGUACGACCUGUACCGUUAGCAAUUCAUAUACAUGGGUUCCCGGGAAAAAAUUAUUGUCCUCGAAUGGCAACAAUGAAUAGGCCAACUUUUCAAGCGAUUAAACAACAUGCACCAUCUAGUCCAUCUUUAGUGUUUGUUUCAUCACGCAGACAAACACGUUUAACUGCACUAGAUUUAAUUGCAUACCUUGCGGCAGAAGAUAAUCCUAAACAAUGGUUACAUAUGUGUGAGGAAGAAAUGAACACUAUUCUAGAUCACGUACGAGACUCAAACUUAAAACUUACACUUGCAUUUGGAAUUGGGCUUCAUCAUGCUGGUCUUCAAGAUAGAGAUAGAAUGAUUGUUGAAGAAUUAUUUGUUAACAAUAAAAUUCAGGUGUUGAUUACAACAGCUACUUUAGCUUGGGGUGUCAAUUUUCCUGCUCACUUGGUUGUAAUAAAAGGAACAGAAUAUUAUGAUGGUAAACAACACCGUUAUGUAGACAUGCCUAUUACAGAUGUACUUCAAAUGAUAGGACGUGCAGGCAGACCCCAAUUUGAUACUGCAGGAGUGGCAGUGGUUCUAGUACAUGACUUAAAAAAAAAUUUUUAUAAGAGGUUUCUACAUCAACCAUUCCCAGUAGAAUCAAGUUUACUAGCUGUUUUACCAGAUCAUAUAAAUGCUGAAAUUGUGGCUGGUACAAUUAAAAACAAACAAGAAUUAUUAGAUUAUUUAACCUGGACGUAUUUUUUUAGAAGAUUAAUGAAAAAUCCUAGAUAUUAUGAUCUAAAUGCUUUAGAACCUAAUACAAUUAAUCAGUACUUAUCUUCUUUAGUGGACAGUACAUUAAAAGUGUUGAUAAAUUCACAUUGUGUGAAAUUUGACCAGGAAGAACAAAUUUUAUAUCCACAAUCAAUGGGUAAAAUAGCAUCAUUUUAUUAUUUAUCACAUCAUACUAUGUUAAUGUUUGAGGAAUCGUUACAAGAAUUUCUAACAUUAGAACAAUGUUUACGUAUUUUAUGUAAUUCUUAUGAAUAUAAUGAAUUACCAGUAAGACAUGACGAAGAAUUAUUAAAUGAGGAAUUAAGCAAAAUGUGUCGUUACCAAGUAGAUAAUUACUCAUAUGGUUCUCCACAUACAAAAGCAUUUUUAUUACUUCAAGCACAUUUUUCAAGACUUCCUUUACCAUGUGUAGAUUAUAUUACUGAUUUAAAAUCAGUACUUGAUCAAUCAAUUAGGAUUGUUCAAGCAAUGAUAGAUACAGUUGCAGAACAUGGAUGGUUAGCAAGUGCACUUAUGAUAAUGAAUUUGCUUCAGAUGCUUAUUCAAGCUCGAUGGAUUGAUGAAUUUGCAAUUACUACAUUGCCACAUGUAAAUUCAGAACAUAUACAAUUAUUUUCGGCGUUGUCAUCAUGUCUUCCAAAAUUGUGCUUUAUUAUGCGCAACAAAUAUAGUACACUUGUAGAGGUGCUUGGUAAAGACUUUCAAGAAGAGCAAAUAUUUCAAAUACAUCAAGUAAUGAAAGAGAUGCCAAUGCUUCAUGUCGAGUUAAGUAUAGAAAUGCACGAUGAAGAACAGAGAAACCAGAUGUUUAUAUCGCUAAAGACUGACAAUUCCGAUCAUAUAAAUAUUUGCAAGGAUCAAGAUUAUAUACUAAAUAUUACAAUGAGAAGAAAAAAUAAGUCUAAUAACUUGAAAGCACACUGCCCUUUGUUCCAAAAAGGAAAGGAUGAAGGUUGGUUUCUGGUUUUAGGUAAUACUUCUAACCUAGAAUUAUUAGCUCUAAAACGAGCAUCUGGAAUAAAUGAACAACGCAAAUAUUAUCAAUUACAAUUCACAGCACCAUCAAAUCUAGGACAAACAACUCUAGUGUUUUAUUUGAUAUCCGAUUGUUACAUAGGACUGGAUCAAGAAUACAAUAUAAAACUAAAUAUAAUAUCUUAAAAUAUAAAUUUUAUUCCACUUAGUAAAUAUGUCAAUUUUUUUUUAGGUAAAUGUAAACAAAUUGUUUUGUUAAAACUUAUUGUUAUGUUAUUAAUAUUUAUAAAAUUAUUUUAAUAGCUGUAAGUACUGCAAUGAAAUAUAUAUUUAAAUUAUAAAUCUUUUCGAAAUUUAAUUUUUUUAAAAGGGUACAUAUAAAUUUAUAUAUAUAUAUUUUUUAUUUAUUACACGACUAUGAAACAUAUAUAUGGAUUGUUUUAUGUUUUUCAUACAAAUGCAUAUCUUAUCAAUUUAGUGUACAAAGAUAAAAAAAGUAACAUUCGAAGGACCAGUUUUAUAAUUUCACAUAUUAUGGAUCAAUGAAUUUAGUUUUAAAUUCAAAUUUAAAAGUAAAAAAUAACAAAAGAAAAUCAUCCAAUAUUUCAUGAAUUAUAAAUCAUACGUAUAGUUUAAUAUGAAAAUGUUUUCUUCUAACAUUAGUAUUUUAUCAAAAGUAAAAGAAUAUCAAUAAUGGUAUAAUAUAUUGUGUAAACAUUUUUCCACACUGAUCCUCCUUUACAUUUAUAUUAUGAUAUUGUAACAAUACAGUAUUUGUUUGUAAUUUCUUAUACUAACGAGGAAUAACAAGAUAGUAGGGUAGGAAGGAUAUGAGAUCAUUUCAUUGCUUUGUUUUAAAGAGAACGUGAUUAAGUUGUACACUAUUUACCUGUCAUAUUUCACUUGAUAUUGAUCAGUGCAGACUGUUCAUUCUAAUGACCUAGAAGAGGUACAUUUUAAUUCUAAAGUAUUAGCAUUAUGCUUGUGUAAAUCCCUGAGACAAAUAAUGCAAUUUGUGACAAAGUAUUUUCUAUUCAUUGAUUUUAUUAACAUUUAUUGUCUUAGUAAUCAGAAAUAAACGUCAAAUGUUAUUAAAUUAAACUUAAAAUAAAAUUUUUAAAUAAAUAAUAAUUUUAUAUUAAUAAUAUAUGUUUUCAAUUGACAACUAACAAAGUCAAAUUUAUCCAUUAUAAUAAACAUUUUUCUAUAUUUAAAAUAUAAUUCAUAAAUAUUUUAAUGCUUUAACAUUUAAUAGACAAAAUAUAAUUAUUCCGUUUUUGAUAUUUUUUUAGGUUACUUCUCUAAAACUUUAAAUUAAUAACAUCAAUCCAAUAUAUUUUGUUAUCUUAUACAAUUUUUAAAGAUAUAAUAAAAUCGACCAGAUAAAUUAAUAGUUGAAUAUCUUCCUUUUUCUCUCUUUAGAUUGAGUCUUUCCCUGUUCCAUCAAUAGAUUGAACUUUCUGCAUUUUUAGUGUAUAUGAAAUGCACUUUAUAUAUUAUUAUUUCUGUAAUUGUAGUACUAAUCAAAGCAAAGAAAUACUUAAGCUCCUUCCAUAAUAGAAAUUUGGAAGUACUGAUUAUCUCUUGUAAGUAAUAAACCGAAAUAUUUUUAAAGCAAAAAUUUGACGAUAGUACAUUUCUACUCAUCACAUUCAUUGCAAAUAUUAAUUCUUUCUCAAGCAAUUGAGAAAAUUUCACACGAUAUAGUAAAUUGCAACUUGAUUUUAAAUGUCAUUAUUUUUCUCUUUAAAUAUAAAACAAAUUUUUUAAAAAUUAUAAUUAAUGCAUCUUUAUGAUUAAUAGGUUAUUACUGCCGUUUUUUUUUUUUUUUUUAGUACUUUCUU
This is a messenger RNA of Bombus huntii, 8711 nucleotides long. RefSeq names its product activating signal cointegrator 1 complex subunit 3 (gene obe). The record is from RefSeq and is a predicted model, not a curated record. The coding region runs from base 688 to 7053 and encodes 2121 amino acids. The transcript has 12 exons. Gene Ontology annotation, molecular function: ATP hydrolysis activity; nucleic acid binding; ATP binding. NCBI's taxonomy places the organism in Eukaryota, Metazoa, Arthropoda, Insecta, Hymenoptera, Apidae.